Daphnia pulicaria is the source of this 650-nucleotide messenger RNA. RefSeq names its product endocuticle structural glycoprotein SgAbd-4-like. The coding region runs from base 102 to 590 and encodes 162 amino acids. Lineage: Eukaryota; Metazoa; Arthropoda; Branchiopoda; Diplostraca; Daphniidae. The transcript is spliced from 3 exons. The record is from RefSeq and is a predicted model, not a curated record. Gene Ontology annotation, cellular component: chitin-based extracellular matrix. Gene Ontology annotation, molecular function: structural constituent of chitin-based larval cuticle.
AAACACACAGGAAUCGAUAGGACACUCCCCUAACCAGCUAUAUAAACUCAACUCCGACCGAUCCAAGGUAUCAGUUGUAUCACUCAACCGAAAUCAACAGCAUGAAACUGUUCAUCAUCGCCGCUAUCUUGGCCGUUGCUGCCGCCGCUCCUUCCGGUUACAAAACCGAAGAAGAGAAGUACGGAAAGGACUACAAAUACCCCGAGAUCACUGUUGUCAGCCAAUCUGAUGAGCGCAAUCUCGAUGGCAGCGGCAAGUGGAACUACGCCCUUUCUGACGGCACCACCCGUGAGGAAGAACAGGAACAGAAGAAGUUCAUCGUGACCAAAAUCGAUGAUUACGGCAAAGAAACCAAAGAGGAAGUCUACGGAAACACCAACCAAGGAUCCUCUUACUGGGUUUCAGCUUCAGGAGAGAAGAUCACUUUGACCUGGGUUGCCGAUGAUGCCGGAUUCCAGCCCAAGGGUGACCACUUGCCCGUCGCUCCCGUCCACGUCUACGAGCUUCCAGUUGCCCCCGUCCACGAAUACGAACUCCCCGUUGCCCCCGUCCACAUCCCCUUCAACGGCAAGGGCUACAAGAUCUUUUAAAUUAAUCGAUUGAAGCACUAAAUUAAUUCUGUAAAUAAAUAAACUGAACAUCGCAUACCA